AUGCGGCACCCAGCUGGAUCGUCUGAUGCCAAUUCAACAGAAUUCAAUGAAUCCGAUUUUGUUAACGGUUUGUCUUCAGUCAUGAGGUCGUUUCUUAAUUCGCUUCGGCGGCAAAAUGAUGUCUUUUCUCAACCCACACCUCUUACAUUGCCCCCAAUGCAGCCACCAACGGUCCACUCUUAUCCAAUCCCCCCCAUGCAAUGGCCAACGCUCACCACAUAUCCACCCAACACUCCGCUCAUGCCGCCUCUUCUAUUUUCACCCAUUCUGCCACCUGAACUCAUCCACAAUUCCAUCAGCUCAAUUUUCAAUUCAACUCCCCGUUUAAGUCAUAAUUUCUUCACUCGUCCCAAUCAUCCCCCAUCAAAUUCCUUAACCAUUAAUUUGCGAUCCACAUCAUUACCUCGACCGGGACCUUCUAGUCGCUUGCGCAACCGUUGUAACCAAUGUGAGGAAGUGUUUUCAACUGUUCGUGAACUGUCUCUGCACACAAGACAAAUUCACACACACUUCCUGUGCUCAUUCUGCCAUGAGUGCUUUACUCAAUAUACCAACCUUCAAAGACACUCGCUAAUACACCUGAAUCAAAUGCCAUUUCUUUGCAAAAUCUGCAAUAGAGGCUACCGUAGAAUGGAUCAUAUUAAGAGACACAUUCAAAGGAUACAUCCUAAUGCCGAUCCUCGAUCUAACAUCAUCAACUCUAUUCGCGGCUCGGAGUGUCAUCGAUAUAUUAAUUCUCUGCCUUUCGCACGAAAUACAGAAGAGCGAUAA
Messenger RNA from Rodentolepis nana, 771 nucleotides. The record is from the annotation of a GenBank genome assembly. NCBI's taxonomy places the organism in Eukaryota, Metazoa, Platyhelminthes, Cestoda, Cyclophyllidea, Hymenolepididae.